Molecule: messenger RNA, 1341 nt
Organism: Cutaneotrichosporon cavernicola
Lineage: Eukaryota; Fungi; Basidiomycota; Tremellomycetes; Trichosporonales; Trichosporonaceae
Exons: 1
Coding region: 1-1341 (446 amino acids)
Source: RefSeq, a predicted model, not a curated record
AUGCCCCUCCGCACUUCGGUCUCGGAUACUUGGCCACGCUCUCAGCCGCCAAGCUAUCAUGUACAACCUCCUACCCCGGCGAGAGGUUCGCCGGCGCACACCCCCCGUCGCUCCGGCGUAGGUUCGCCAGCCCAUACUCCCCGACACCGUCAAGUUUGGGAGGCGCCUGGCGUCUCUCAUUCGCCUUCGGGCUCUGGCACGACUACCCCGCGCCAUGCGUACAAGAUGAGCUCCAGCAGCAGCACUCAUUCGCUGCGGCACAGCAGCUCGAACGGCUCACUGCGCGGUAUGAGUAGAUCUGGGUCACACACCUCGCUCGGCACCUCGCCAUCGUACCUCCCCCGCUCGCGGUCUAUGAACCAGCACCUCGUCUACUCGCACUAUCCGUCUCCCGUCACAGAGAUGAUGGAAGUCGUCGAUCCCAUCCAGCACCGUCCUUCGCCACCGAGCUCGCACCUCGCCAGUUCCGGAAGUGCAGACGAGCCCGAGACCGAGUACGAGAGCGACGAGAUGGCCGAGAUGGAACACGGAUUCGAUCCGCCAUGCCAGUUCUACGGAUAUCCUGCCAGCGAGACACUUUACGCAGCCAGUACUUGCGAGUGCUGUGUACCAGUGCACACCCAUACCCACCAUACGCCGGGCUAUGGACUCGUCCUGGCUAACGAGCACUACCCCCACCCCCACCUCCACGAGACCUAUUCCACGCCCCCUCGGAGCGGCAUGCUGACGGGCUUCGCGCACAGACUGUUCUACGACUACAUUGCCCCUCACCUCCCCGAGGACCUCCAGGCGAUUAUCGCCGACCCGCCCGACCUCCGCCGUCCCGACUCGCUCGUUCCCCUCCUCCGCGUCAUUGCCCCGUACGCGCAGUACCUCAUCUUCCUCCUCGCCCUCUAUAUCGUCUACGCCUUCGUAACCGGAAUGGUGAGCUACGCGGCCCGUUUCAUCCGGUUCUGUUUCCGCAUCGGUCCCGUGAUUGCGAUCAUCGCGUGGAUCAUGGCCGCAUCUGGACAGGGAGGCAUUGAAGUCGUCUACGAAGCGCUCAAGUCUUAUGCCGGCCUCACUCCAACCGACGGCGGGGCGGCUGGUCGUGCGCGCGCCCGCGGGGCGCGCCAGUACGGGCACGGCCAGUACCAUGCCAAUCCGCGCACCCGGACGCAUCGGCGCAGGCAAGAACCGCAGCCCGAUAUCCUCUCGGCUAUAUUCGGGAACCCGGCAACGGGACAGGAGGGCGUCGCGAGUAACGUGCAGGACUAUGUGCGGGCUGCUGUCGCCAAGGGAUUGGGGCUUGAGUGGCUCGUGGGGAAGAAGGAGGAGGGGAAGAAGAGCAAGACUCGCUGA